UUAUAACGUACAUGCUUUGCUGCAUUUGAGUGAUUGUGCUGCAAAAUUUGGGCCACUACCAGGUUUUGCAGCCUUUCGAUUUGAAAAUUUUUUUCGCGAAAUAAAGGAUAAUGUAUCCAAGACACAUCAGAUUCUGGCUCAACUUCGCAAUAGAAAUGCUGAGCAAUCUUAUAUUGCACGUUCUCAAUAUCAGUCAUCUUCAUCUGCCGCGUUUGCUGAUCCACUUCCACAACACAGCCAAAGCUAUGGCUCGAAUUUCGCUUAUAAAACAUUUGCAUUUUCAAAUUUCACUAUUACAGCAGGUCGUCGGGAUGGGUGCUGUAUGCUUACUGGAAACAUUCCUGUUUCUGUGCUUGCUUUUGGAAAGCAAAAUGAUAUUGAUGGAUUCAUUGGCAAGAGGUACCUCAAUCCCAGACCAUUUUUCCUUUCUCCAAUUAACUCACUCGAUGUGGGAGUUUCUAUUGUCGAUGAGCUCAACGAAGAAACUGAAUUCUUCCCAGUCUCGCAAAUUGAGAAUAAAAUAAUUAGAAUUCCUUAUGAGGGUUCCUUUUUGCUAAUAAAUUUGCUUCAUUGCGAGACACCCAAGGAACCAAAUUCUAAUUAAUUCUCAUUUAUCACGUAAUUCAUUCAAAUUUCCUGCUUUACCUCUGAAUUCAAUUCCUCAUGAUUCCAACAGGGUUGGGCGGUUUGUUUACAUUUUUACAUUUUACGUGCUUUUUUACAUAGAAAAAAUUCCUUUCUUUACAUAAUGUUUUCUUUACAUACUUUUCAUUAAAUUUUAAUUUUACAUAAAUAAUGUAAAGAAAAGUAAUGGUACCAAAAUAUUUCAUUAAUUGAAAAAAAAUUUAAAAAAAAUUGAAUUUAAAGUUGAUUUUAUUAGCAUUAUUCAAAAUUAUUAAACAAACAGAAAGAAUUAAUUUGUUAAAGGUUCAUCUAACUUUAACUUUUAACUUUACUUUUAACAAAAGAUGAUUUCUCACCUAAGUUUUUGACCAAUCAGUAAUUUUGCAUACAUAUUAAGAAAGAAAUUUAAAACCUUUUAAAAAAAUUGACAAACUUUUUACAAAAUUAAUUUAAAGACUUAGUUAAUCAAUUAAAUUAAUUUUUAUAAUGAAAAAUCGAACUUUAGGGUUUUCCGAUCAUUUCUCCCUCAAUUAUUGUUUUUACAAAUUCUUUACAUCUUUUUUACAUUUCUGGAAACCACAUAUCUUUACAUUUUUUUUACAUGUAAAAUGUAAAAUUUACAUGAAAUUGCCCAACUCUGUGAUACCAAAUUUCAUUGAUUCAAUAUUUGAUGCUGAUAAUAAAACUUUUUUUUUCUAGUUCCAGGUCAAGAUUCCUCCGACUGAAAACCCCAAAUUGAUCCCACAUUUGCCCCAAAUUGAAAAAAAAACAUUAGCUCCUGAUGAUAAGAUUUUUAUUUUUAAGGUCCCUCCCACUGAAAUACCCCAAAUUGAUCCCACAUUUGCCCCAAAUUGAUCCCACAUUUGCCCCAAAUUGAAAAAAAAAACAUUAGCUCCUGUUGAUAAGAUUUUUAUUUUUAAGGUCCAUCCCACUGAAAUACCCCAAAUUGAUCCCACAUUUGCCCCAAAUUGAUCCCACAUUUGCCCCAAAUUGAAAAAAAAAAACAUUAGCUCCUGAUGAUAAGAUUUUUAUUUUUAAGGUCCAUCCCACUGAAAUACCCCAAAUUGAUCCCACAUUUGCCCCAAAUUGAUCCCACAUUUGAUGGUAAUGAUGAAAAAGAUUUUUUUUUAGAAUAAUAAACUGCUUACAGAUCGAUCGCAUAUAUACCUUCAAUAUCCUGAGAGAUCCUGAGAGAAAUACCUACGUCAUGGGUGACGAAAAUCUUUUAAAGAAAAUAUUGGAGCAUCUCCAACGAACCGCGGACCGAACGGAUAGAAAUGUCUAUGCGUGCUUGGCAUACCUUGAGCCCCCGGCGAAUCCCCAUUUCCCAAUCAGGAGCAUCGAAAUGCUUGAGAGAGCUUUCAACGAUUGGGAUAAUCAGGAGGAAAAGGCGAAAAUGAUUCGCGAAUUGACAUCGAUAAUUCAGCGUGACAAUUGGCUGCAGAACGUGAUAGAUGAAGACUUCAUCCGGGAUCAUUUUAACCUCAACGGUUCGGGUGGCCUUCGAAAUAUAAAGGAAGUUUCCUUUUUGAAGUACUGCACUGAUCACAAAGGUCUGGAUGGUAUGAUAAACCAGUUUCGUCGAAUUCGCGAACGUGUCAAUAGACGACGUACACGCCGCCAGCAACGAAAUGAAGCUGCUCGAGAACGGCGCCCCCCAGUACCCCCCCCAGUGGAGGAGGAGGACGCAGAAUAUGUGGAGUACGCUGAGGAGUGAGCGGUGUGGAUAAAUAAAAAAAAAAGUGAAAAAAAAGAAAAUCUUUUAUUUAACAUAUUGUAUGACUAUCAUACAACAUGUAGUAUAAAUUGUCAAUCAACACGUUAUAAAACCAUCAUACAACAUGUUAUAUGUCUGUCAAUUAACAUGUUGUAUGACUAUCAUUAGACACGUUAAUUGACAUUUGCGUGUCGUGUCUAAUUACAAUCAUACAACAUGUCCAUUGACAAUUGUACAACAGUUAAUAUAACAGUUUAAUGACAUAUUGAUUGACAUUCAUACUACGUAUUGUAUGACAGUCAUACAAAAUGUUGUAACCGGAAGUAAAACAAACUUAUAAACAUGUUGUAAGAAAGUCAUAUGACGCACAUGCAAAAUUGUCUAAUGUUGUCAUAUAACAGUCAUAUGACAAAUCAUAUGAGAUUCUGUGACGGAAGCAAUGUAAAUGUCUCUGAAAAAGUUGUACUUUGUCAGGUAGACAAAAAUCAAACAUGUCCGAUAUUUGUCCAGUAACAUACCCAACAUGUCGUAUGACAAAUAUUAACGAUAUCAUAUGACAUGCGGUAGC
Lutzomyia longipalpis is the source of this 2909-nucleotide messenger RNA. RefSeq lists its product as uncharacterized. NCBI's taxonomy places the organism in Eukaryota, Metazoa, Arthropoda, Insecta, Diptera, Psychodidae. The transcript has 5 exons. The record is from RefSeq and is a predicted model, not a curated record. Bases 1832 to 2341 code for a protein of 169 amino acids.